Messenger RNA from Thamnophis sirtalis, 1481 nucleotides. The record is from RefSeq and is a predicted model, not a curated record. Lineage: Eukaryota; Metazoa; Chordata; Lepidosauria; Squamata; Natricidae.
AGAGAAAAGAGAUGUAAGAGAGAGAGAUGAUGUAUAAUAAUAUAAUAAUAUAAUAAAAUAUGAGGAUUACUUAAAUUUGAUAGGUUUGAUAGAGAUUACUAAUAUUGUUACUGUGAAUUGGAUUAAUAUGAAUGGUACCCAGAACCAACUCUGUUCACAUACAAUAUGGAUGUAAUUUUUUAAAAAAAUAAAGAAAAUUAAAAACAACCAUGGCAAGAAUCGUCAUGAAUUGAGACAAAACUCACUUAACUGUAUUGCUUAGCAACAGAAAAUUUGGGCUGUUAUGGUCAUAAAUUGAGGGCUACCUGUAUGAAUUUGUGUCUCAACAGGGAUUGUAACAGCAACCCAUGGAGAAGACAAAACGGCAUCUUUUUCUCUUCCCAAGCCAGGGCUGUUUCACUCUGCCUGGGGCAGUUUGGUGUAGUGGUUAUGGUGCUGGCUUAGAAACCAGCAGACUUUGAAUUCCAGACACAAGAGCUGCUUCGGUGGAGAAAGGCACAAAAAUUAUUACCCCGCGUCUUCUAUAAACCUCAGCGUGGCUAAUUUACCUAAUCCUCCUAUUUUCCCUACAACCACCCUGUGAAAUGGGUGGGCUGAGAGACCUGGCCAAUAGAGCGAUGCAACCGAAAUAAAGAAGGUGAUCCUGCGCCGCUUCUCUCUUCCGAGGGUGGCCUUCCUCCCUCCGCGGCCCCGAGCAGAAACGGCACGGAGUGACGCAGGCGCCGCUUCGCCUACGGCUCUGCCCAACCACCCGGGUCUUCCGCGGGCCUCGGGGAGACGCCGCGGGGCGGGGCGGGGCGGGGCGCGACCCCGAAGGCUCCCUAGGCAAUCCUUGACGACGGAGCCCGGCGUCCCCGCGGCGGGCGGAUGGGGCCCCCGAUGAUUUUCGCUUCCCUCCGCCGGGACCGAGCCCAGCCAUGAGCGGCAGCGAGGCAGCGCGGCUGCUAGACGCCGUCGACUUCGCGGCCCGCAAGCACUCGGCGCAGCGGCGCAAGGAUCCGGAGGGGACGCCCUACAUCAACCACCCCAUCGGCGUGGCGCAGAUCCUGGCGCAGGAGGCCGGCGUGGCUGACGUAGCGGUACUGCAGGCCGCGUUGCUGCACGACACGGUGGAGGACACGGACGCCACCUUCGCGGAGAUAGAGCAGCGCUUCGGGCUGGAGGUGCGGCGCCUGGUGGAGGAACUGACCGACGACAAGGCGCUGCCCCGGGCCGAGCGGAAGCGCCUGCAGGUGGAGCGCGCGGCGGGGCUGAGCGCGGGUGCGCGGCUGGUGGCGCUAGCCGACAAGCUGCACAACCUGCGCGAUCUGGACCGGCGCGCGCCCGAGGGCUGGUCCGAGCAGCGCGUGCGCGAGUACUUCGCCUGGGCCGCGCGCGUGGCCGACGCCCUCCGUGGGAGCUGCCCAGAGCUGGAGGAGCCCCUGUGGCGCUUGCUGGCAGGCAGGGGCGUCUCGCGCUAACCCGGAAGCGUCGCGGCGGAA